AUGGGAGCCGAAGUCCAGCACGGCUGCUGGACGUCAGGCUGGGGAAAAAAAGGGGAAAGAGCAGAACCUUUGCUGAGGUCUGAGCUGUGCAAGCAGAUGAACUCAGCAACCGCACAUCUGAUUCGAUGUUUGCAGCACAUCCACAAGGUAAUCAGGAAGGCCAAUGAAAUCCUUGCAGGCAUCAGUCACCCAUCCGUCUGUAGAGAGGUGUUGCUUUCUGCACCCGGAACAGCCUACAUUUGGGGGCUGUCAGAGAUAUAUCAGAUCUCCAGGCGCUUGGGAGAGGCCAUGAAUGCUCGGAAAUUAGCAAGCGAGUUGGUAUUGCAAACGUUGCACGAGGUGGACUUAGCUUGGAAUAAUCUCCUGUCCUUUCUCGCGUUUGGUCGCUCUGCGUUUCAAGCGUUGCUUCGGCUGCCGGCGGCUGUGAGCGAGCCUUGCUUGGCGCUUCCAAAUGAUGGGGCUAACCACGUCUGCGGGGUUUGCCUCACAGUGGUAAAGCAAGAACCCCAGGUGCAUUUGGGAAACUUGGAUCCUAUCGUAUGCCAGGGAUUCUUCUACCAUGUCAGUUGUGCCAAUUUCUGGCUGAACUGUGUGGAUUCCACACUGCCAAGAGAGACCUGAUCCCCUUCUCCAAAUCUCUAUCCAUGCCAUUGUCCAACUGAUUGGUGGUGGGAUUGAGAAAGACCCCUCCUUUGCAGCUGGGCACAUUGGUUAAAUCUAAAAUCCUUUGUCUUGAAACACCCAGUUUCAAACUUCAAAAGUGGCUUUGUGUUAGAAAUGGGAUUUUUUCCCAAGCUUAUUGGAAGUGCAACAUUAUUCUGGAAAUGUGCCAGGUUGAAACAGCUCUGCCUCAAGUUGGGAGCAAAAGGUUUGGAGCCAGGAACAGUUCUGGGGUGGCCAGAGCGGGAUUCGAAUACAGUACUUACUUCUGGUGAGACCAGAAAAACCUGUUUUGAACUUGAAGUGUUUUGCCCCCCAGCUGGGAACGUGUGUUCGUUGGGACGACAAAAUAGCCUGGUAUCUUCUUCGGAUGUUUGCAGGGACAGAAGUCUCUUGGGAAGACCAAAAGCAAUGGCGUGGAAAUGUUUUCGUUAUUGUUUGUGAAAAAUAAUGCAUUUUUACGGGAGACAACGUAGCUGGGCCCUUUUAAGGAACUCCAAGCCCUGCUGUCAGGGUUCAGGAUGUCUUUCGCCAAAACUCAAGAGGCGGAAAUUGAACUAUAUCAGCUGUUUAAAUUGAUGCAUAUCUACUAAGAAGUAAGCCCCACCCAAUUCAGUGGAGCUUACGCCAGCGAAGGGCUAGUAGUAUUUCUGUCUGUAGUGACAGUGUAAGCAGGUCUUCGCAUGCAGUAGAAUACAGUGCUUAUCUACUCGGAGGUAAACCCCAUUGGCCUAUCUCAGGUAAAGCCUGGGAUAAAUGUCUGAAAGAACCAGGAAAAGAUCAUGCUAGCAAAUAAUAUUGCUUGUGCAGUCAGCAACUGAGUUUUGGCCAAGGCAUUGCUUUGCCCAGAUUGUGGGAGAUGCACCUCUAAGUGUAUGUGGUACCAGUCCCAUUUUGUCAGUUCCUGGAUAUUCCCCCCGC
Molecule: messenger RNA, 1581 nt
Organism: Python bivittatus (Burmese python)
Lineage: Eukaryota; Metazoa; Chordata; Lepidosauria; Squamata; Pythonidae
Product: synergin gamma-like
Cellular component (GO): clathrin coat of trans-Golgi network vesicle
Source: RefSeq, a predicted model, not a curated record